Messenger RNA from Ixodes scapularis (black-legged tick), 379 nucleotides. It is a transcript of the gene MED21, whose product is annotated as mediator of RNA polymerase II transcription subunit 21. Gene Ontology annotation, biological process: regulation of transcription by RNA polymerase II. Gene Ontology annotation, cellular component: mediator complex. The record is from RefSeq and is a predicted model, not a curated record. Lineage: Eukaryota; Metazoa; Arthropoda; Arachnida; Ixodida; Ixodidae. Gene Ontology annotation, molecular function: transcription coregulator activity.
ACUACCCACAGCUGUUCGCUUCAUUGGUGGCGAGGACGGCAAAAGAUAUAGAUGUUUUAAUUGAUUCACUCCCAAGUGAAGAAGCAUCACCAGAGCUACAGGCAGCAAACUUGCGACGAUUGGAACUGGAAAACCAGGACGCUGCCAGACGACUCGAAGACGUCGUGCAGCAGGGUGAAGCCCUGUUGGAACAGAUACAACAAGCCUUGCACGACAUCGCUGAAUCUCAACUCAACAUGCAGCACCUCGAAGACGUUUCCAACUGAAGGUUGCAAGAGUUGUCGUGGUUGCCCCUUGUUUUGUAUACAUACCGUGUACUAUUUAUUUUUUUAUCGCAAGUUGAUGAGCCGAAUUGAAAAAUAAAAUAAAACAAAUGCAC